Gopherus flavomarginatus (Mexican gopher tortoise) is the source of this 4123-nucleotide messenger RNA. RefSeq names its product BRISC and BRCA1 A complex member 2 (gene BABAM2). Bases 143 to 1327 code for a protein of 394 amino acids. Lineage: Eukaryota; Metazoa; Chordata; Testudines; Testudinidae. The transcript is spliced from 13 exons. Gene Ontology annotation, cellular component: BRISC complex; BRCA1-A complex. The record is from RefSeq and is a predicted model, not a curated record. Gene Ontology annotation, biological process: double-strand break repair.
GGAGCGCGCACGCCGCAGACAGGGGCGCGCCCGUUAGAUUGUGCAGGGGUAAGGCGCGUGCCCGCGGCCGAGGCUAAGGCUUUUUCUACUGCCCCGUAGUGGCUGCAGAGCUCAGUACAGCAGGAAAGAAGGACAAGUUAAAAUGUCUCCUGAAGUUGCUUUGAACAGAAUUUCACCGGCACUCUCUCCUUUCAUUUCCAAUGUGGUCAGAAAUGGAAAAGUAGGAUUGGAUGCUACUAACUGUCUAAGAAUUACAGACCUGAAAUCUGGCUGUACCUCUUUGACGCCUGGACCCAGCUGUGAUCGGUUUAAGUUGCAUAUCCCAUAUGCUGGAGAAACACUCAAAUGGGAUAUAAUUUUCAAUGCCCACUACCCAGAGCUGCCACCAGAUUUUAUCUUUGGAGAGGAUGCUGAAUUCCUGCCAGAUCCCUCUGCCUUGCAUAAUUUAGCCUCCUGGAAUCCCUCAAAUCCUGAAUGUCUCCUGCUUGUUGUGAAAGAGCUCGUCCAGCAGUAUCACCAAUUCCAGUGCAGCCGAUUACGGGAGAGCUCUCGCCUCAUGUUUGAAUACCAGACUUUACUUGAAGAACCCCAAUAUGGAGAGAACAUGGAAAUUUAUGCUGGCAAGAAAAACAACUGGACUGGUGAAUUCUCAGCUCGCUUCCUUUUGAAGUUACCUGUGGAUUUCAGCAAUAUUCCCACAUACCUUCUCAAGGAUGUGAAUGAAGAUCCAGGAGAGGAUGUUGCUCUUCUCUCAGUCAGUUUUGAAGAUACAGAAGCUGCUCAGGUUUUCCCCAAGCUAUAUCUGUCCCCACGUAUUGAACAUGCUCUUGGAGGCUCCUCUGCCCUUCACAUCCCAGCCUUUCCAGGUGGAGGCUGUCUCAUUGACUAUGUACCGCAGGUAUGCCAGCUGCUGACUAACAAGGUACAAUAUGUUAUUCAGGGAUACCAUAAGAGAAGGGAGUAUAUUGCCGCUUUUCUGAGUCACUUUGGAACUGGUGUGGUGGAAUAUGAUGCAGAGGGCUUCACAAAGCUCACACUGUUACUGAUGUGGAAAGAUUUUUGCUUCCUUGUUCACAUUGACCUACCUCUGUACUUUCCUCGAGACCAGCCAACUCUAACAUUUCAAUCAGUCUAUCACUUCACUAACAGUGGACAGCUGUAUUCCCAGGCCCAGAAAAACUACCCUUACAGCCCACGCUGGGAUGGCAAUGAGAUGGCCAAGAGAGCAAAAACAAGUUGCAGCAGGAACAGAAAAAUACAAAGAUCUAGAGCAACUUGUGGGUGUUUUGCAACAGCAGUUCAUUUGGGAUGGAGAGGUGCAAACUGAUUUUCAUCAUUUGGCACAUGAAAAUUUCAGCUAGAGUGAAGUUACUUAUAAGUAAAUAGUGUUCUCUGAAGGAAUCAGAGCAAAUUCGGAGGUAAUGUCUAUGAAGGUGUGAUUUAGUUUUUGUGGCUCUGAUUCUCAGAUGCAUCCAAUAAUCACUAGCUGCAGCUGGGAGUGGGGCGGGGAGUGUGUAGUCCUGGGCCGAGUCCUCAGCAUAAUUUGCAGCAGCCUCAAUGCUACCUUAGAGGGCAUUACCUUGUAACCCCAAGGGGCUAUUCAGGCAGUUGGGGAUUGCCAGAGCCCAUGGGUGCCACAUUUCUUUAGCAUGAGCCAUGAGAAGAUGACACAGAGCUCCCUCACUUUCCAGGGAUCCCCAUUGUUAGAGGGGAAAACACCCUCCAGUCAGAUACAGCAGGUUUAAAUAGGAUUUGCAACAGGAACACCUCAGUUACUGGCAGAUAACCCACCUUUCUCCGUUAGGCCUUAUCAUGAGCUAAUUCAGUUUAAACUAAAUCGAAGGAUGAACAAAAAUAGAUCUGUGACUAGGGUUUUUUAUUUCAAAAGGGCUAACUUUAAAGAAUUAAGGAAAUUAGUUAGGGAAGUGGAUUGGACUGAAGAGCUUGUGUAUCUAAAGGUGGAGGAGGCCUGGAAUUAGUUCGUCAAAGUUGCAGAAACUAUGAGAAGCCUGCAUCCCAAGAAAGGGGAAAAAAUUCAUAGGCAGGAGUUGUAGACCAAGCUGGAUGAGCAAGCAUCUCAGAGAGGUGAUUAAGAAAAAGCAGAAAGCCUACAGGGAGUGGAAGAUGGGAGUGAUCAACAAGGAAAGCUACUUUAUUGAGGUCAGAACAUGUAGGGAUAAAGUGAGAAAGGCCAAAAGCCAUGUAGAGUUGGACUUUUCAAAGGGAAUUCAAACCAAUAGAAAAAUGUUCUAUAAGCCAUAUAAAUAAGAAGAAAACAAAGAAAGAAGUGGGACCACUAAACACUGAGGAUGGAGUGGAGGUCAAGGAUAAUCUAGACAUGGCCCAAUAUCUAAACAAAUACUUUGCCUCAGUCUUUAAUGAGGCUAAUGGGGAGCUUAGGGAUAAUGGUAGGGUGACAAAUGGGAAUGAGGAUAUAGAGGUAGAUAUUACCACAUCUGAGGUAGAAGCCAAAUUCGAACAGCUUAUAAAAUAUAUAGAGAUAUACACCUAUCUCAUAGAAUUGGAAGGAACUCUGAAAAGUCAUUGAGUCCAGCCCCCUGCCUUCACUAGCAGGACCAAGAUUUUGCCCCAGAUCCCUAAGUGGCCCCCUCAAGGAUUGAACUCACAACCUUGGGUUUAGCAGGCCAGUGCUCAAACCACUGAGCUAUUCCUCCCCCCUUAAUGGGACUAAAUCAGGGGGCCCAGAUAAUCUUCAUCAAAGACUGUUAAAGGAACUGGCACAAUUGCAAGCCCAUUAGCAAGAAUUUUUUAUGAAUCUGUAAACUCAGGGCUUGUGCCCUAUGACUGGAGAGUUGAUAACAUAGUUCCUGCCUUUAAGAAAGGGAAAAAAGGUGAUCCGGGCAACUACAGGCCUGUUAGUCUGACAUCUGUAGUAUGCAAGGUCUUGGAAAAUUUUUUGAAGGAGAAAGUCGUUAAGGACAUUGAAGUCAAUGGUAAUUGGAACAAAUUACAACAUGGUUUUACAAAAGGUAGAUCAUGCCAAACCAACCUGAUCUCCUCCUUUGAGAAGGUAACAGAUUUUUUAGACAAAGGAAACGCGGUGGAUCUAAUUUACCUUGAUUUCAGUAAGGCAUUUGAUACGGUUCCACAUGGGGACUUAUUAGCUAAAUUGGAAAAGAUGAGGAUCAAUAUGAAAAUUGAAAGGUGGAUAAGGAACUGGUUAAAGGGAAGACUACAACGAGUCAUACUGAAAGGUGAACUGUCAGGCUGGAGGGAGGUUACUAGUGGAGUUCUUCAGGUAUCAGUUUGGGAGCCAAUCUUAUUUAAUCUUUUUAUUGUUGACCUUGGCACAAAAAGUGGGAAUGUGCUAAUAAAAUUUGAAGAUAACACAAAGCUGGAAGAUCUUGCCAAUACAGAGAAGGACCGGAAUUUCAUACAGGAAGAUCUGGAUGACCUUGUAAACUGGAGUAAUAGUAAUAGGAUGAAAUUUAAUAGUGAAAAGUGCAAGGUCAUGCAUCUGGGGAUUAAUAACAAGAAUUUUUGUUAUAAACUGGGGACGCAUCAGUUGGAAGUAACAGAGGAGGAGAAGGACCUUGGAGUAUUGGUUGAUCACAGGAUGACUAUGAGCCGCCAAUGUGAUCUGGCCAUGAAAAAAGCUAAUCGGUCUUGGGAUGCAUCAGGUGAGUUAUUUCCAGUAGAGAUAAGGAAGUGUUAGUACAAUUAUACAAGGCACUGUUGAGACCUCAUCUAGAAUACUGUGUGCAGUUCUGGUCUCCCAUGUUUAAGAAGGAUGAAUUCAAACUGGAACAGGUACAGAGAAGGGCUACAAGGAUGAUCCAAGGAAUGGAAAAUCUGUCUUAUGAAAGGAGACUCAAAGACCUUGGCUUGUUUAGUCUAACCAAAAGAAGGCUGAGGGGAGCUAUGAUUGUACGAAUAUAUCAGAGGAAUAAAUACCAGGGAGGGAGAGGAAUUAUUUAAGCUCAGUACCAAUGUGGACACAAGAACAAAUGGAUAUAAACUGGCCAUCAGGAAGUUUAGACUUGAAAUUAGACAAAGGUUUCUAACCAUCAGAGGAGUGAAGUUCUGGAACAGCCUUCCACGGGGAGUAGUGGGGGAAAAGACAAAUCUGACUUCAAGACUAAGCUUGAUAAGUUUAUGGAAG